Molecule: messenger RNA, 2195 nt
Organism: Hipposideros armiger (great roundleaf bat)
Lineage: Eukaryota; Metazoa; Chordata; Mammalia; Chiroptera; Hipposideridae
Gene: FIBCD1
Product: fibrinogen C domain containing 1
Exons: 9
Coding region: 720-2177 (485 amino acids)
Source: RefSeq, a predicted model, not a curated record
GGGCGGCCGGCCAGGAGCGCGGCGUCGGGCCGUGUGGGCGCCUCCCGGUCAGAAGCCACAAUAGCAGCUCGUUAACGAGGCAGAUUAAGGACUUUGUCAAUUACCUCCGAAGGCUGCUCCGGGAGGAUCCAGGGAUUUUUAAAGUGCUGCUGGUGGGAGGGGGCGACUAAGAAGCCCCCUCCCGGCGCAAAUCCCUCCUCUGCGGGGCGGUGGAGAGGCGGGGGCUGCGACGGCGCGGGGCGCGCCUGAGGAACGCGGGCGAUCGGCCGGGAGCGCGGGCAGAGCGCUGAGCGGCUCGUACUCGUGACUGCGCGGGCGGCUGUCGCGGCGACAGGGACCCCCCCCCAUUCAGUCGGGGGGCCGCCCGGGCAAGGGAGGCGUCGGGCCGUUUCUCUGGCCGAGGCGCCCACAGGGACGACCUCGCGGGGCGGGGACCGGAGGGGGGGGGUCCCCGGUGGCAGGAGACUCGGGACCCAGCGCACGUGCCCCAGGGCCCGGACCUCGGAGACCCGCAGGGGGCGCACGCCGGCGGACCGACACCCCACUUCCGCCUGCCCAGCGGGGUCUCGUCCUGCACCCUUGAGGAACCGGGAGGAGAGCGGCUCCGCUCCCGGGAGACGCCCGACGGCCCGGCGGGGGCGCCCACGAGGCCCGCCCGGCGCCGCGCACCCGCGCACGCGGCGCGCCUCGCCUGGCGCCUCCGCCGGUGCUGCCGGAAGAUGGUCAACGACCGGUGGAAGACCAUGGGCGGCGCUGCCCAACUUGAGGACCGGCCGCGCGACAAGCCGCAGCUCCUCCCUGAGUCAGCACACCAAGCGCCCAUGUGUGCAGUGGGGCAUGUCAUUGUUGCCCCCGUUUUACAGCGGCCAAGCUGUGGCUACGUGCUGUGCACAGUGCUGCUGUCCCUGGCCGUGCUGCUGGCUGUGGCUGUCACCGGCGCGGUGCUCUUCCUGAACCAUGCCCACGCGCCAGGCACAGCCCCCCCGCCCGUGGUCAGCACUGGGCCAGCUGGUGCCAACAGCGCCCUGGUCACCGUGGAGAGGGCAGACAGCUCGCAUCUCAGCAUCGUCAUUGACCCGCGCUGCCCCGACCUGGCCGAUGGCUUCGCCCGCCUGGAGGGUGCCCAGGCCUCCGUGCUGCAGGCGCUGACCGAGCACCAGGCCGAGCCGCGGUUGGUGGGUGAACAGGAGCAGGAGCUGCUGGACACGUUGGCUGACCAGCUGCCCCGGCUGCUGGCUCGGGCCUCCGAGCUGCAGGCAGAGUGCACGGGUCUGCGGAAGGGGCACGGCACGCUGGGCCAGGGACUUAGUGCCCUGCAGAGCGAGCAGGCCCGCCUCAUCCAGCUUCUCUCCGAGAGCCAAGGCCACAUGGCUCACCUGCUGAACUCGGUCAGUGACAUCCUGGACGCCCUGCACAGGGACCGGGGACUGGGCCGGCCCCGAGUCAAGGCCGACCUUCAGAGGGCUCCUGCCAGGGGGUCGAGGCCCCGGAGCUGCGCCAACGGCUCUCGGCCACGGGACUGUCUGGACGUCCUCCUGAGCGGACAGCAGGAGGACGGCGUUUACUCCGUCUUCCCCACACAUGACCCCACCGGCUUCCAGGUCUACUGUGACAUGCGCACAGACGGCGGCGGCUGGACGGUGUUUCAGCGCAGGGAGGACGGCUCCGUGAACUUCUUCCGCGGCUGGGAGGCCUACCGGGAUGGCUUCGGCAAGCUCACAGGGGAGCACUGGUUAGGGCUCAAAAGGCUCCAUGCGCUGACCACACAGACAGCCUACGAGCUGCAUGUGGACCUGGAGGACUUUGAAAAUGGCACAGCCUAUGCUCGCUACGGGAACUUCGGCGUGGGCUUGUUCUCUGUGGACCCCGAAGAGGACGGGUACCCGCUCACUGUGGCCGACUACUCGGGCACUGCAGGGGACUCCCUCCUGAAGCACAGCGGCAUGAGGUUCACCACCAAGGACCGCGACAGCGACCACUCGGAGAACAACUGCGCCGCCUUCUACCGCGGCGCCUGGUGGUACCGCAACUGCCACACGUCCAACCUCAACGGGCAGUACCUGCGCGGCGCGCACGCCUCCUACGCCGACGGCGUCGAGUGGUCCUCCUGGACCGGCUGGCAGUACUCGCUCAAGUUCUCCGAGAUGAAGAUCCGGCCGGUUCGCGAGGACCGCUAGGCCGGCCCCGCCCGCCGC